GCCCCCCUGGCCGCCCAGGCGCCCCUUCAGAGCCCCGCGCGCUGGCGCGGCCCGGCCUGCGCCAUCGUACCCGCUCCCGUCCGGGAGGAGGUGCGGCCCGACGCGAACGGACUCGCCGGAGCGGGCCUGGAGGCGCGAAAGUGCCCGGCGGAGUACCCUCGGGAGGUAGAUGAUGCCUCGACUCCCCGGCCGCGCGGGGCUCCUCCUCGGCGUGGUGCUGCUGACGGCGCUGCCGGCCGCGGGGCGAGGGCUCCCCCUGAGGAAGCCGCGGGGCCCUGCGCCCCGGCCCGGGAGUCACGCGAGGCUGGCGGAGGUCUUGGCCUCCCCAGAUCCCAGCUCUCCUGGAGAAGAGGGGGCACCUCUGUUCUCCAGAGCCCGCCUCCAGGCAGGGCCACACCGACAUAGGCGCCGGGCCCUCAGAGAGCCAGCAGCCCUGAUCCUGGACCAGACUUCCUUGCCUGGGACCCUGGAGGAUGCUCCCUUGCUGCUGGAGCUGCAGAAGCUGCCAGGAUUGGCCAACACAGACUUGAGUGCCCCGAACCCCAACAUCCAGGUGACCAUCGAGGUGGUGGAGGACCCCCAGGCUGAGGUGGAGAUGGACCUGAUGGCCGAGCCCAGCAAUCGCUGGCCCCAGGGCGCCCCCAACUGGCUGCCCACCAAGGAACUCUUCUGGCCCCUAUUCUGGGGCUACCUGGAGGGCGAGGAGGGGAGGAUCAAUGUCAAGGGCAGAGCGCCAGGGGAAGAGGAGGAAGUGGAGGAGGAGGGUUACCCUCCAGAGUACAGUGAGACUGAGGACCAGGAGGACGACGAUGAGGAAGACGACGAUGACAAGGAGCCUGGGUUCAGUGGGGCCACAGGAGGCCUGGAGCAGGGCUGGCUGUCCCCUGGGGACUGGGCCUUCAAGGAGCCAGACAGCUAUGAUGUGGACAGCUGUGAGAAGUGGCUGAACUGCAAGAGUGACUUCCUAGCCAAGUACCUGAGCCAGGAGCUGCGGGACUUGCCCAGCUGCCCGUGCGCCUACCCGCUGGAGGUCGCGUACAGGGCCGUGAGCCUGCGGGACGAGCGGCAGGGCCGCAGCUUCCGGUGGAGGGACGCCAGCGGCCCGCGGGAGCGCCUGGAUGUGUACCAGCCCACGGCCCGCUUCUGCCUGCGCUCUCUGCUGUCGCCGCAGAGCAGCACGCUGGCCUCCCAGCUCUGCUGCUACGACGCGGGCAGCCAGCUGCUGACCCGGGGCAAGGGUGCGGCCGCGCCCGACCUCGUCAGCACCGACUUCUCGCUUGAGCUGCACUUCAAGGUGGACACGCUGCCCUGGCUCCUGUGUAAGGGGGACUGGAGCCGCUACCACGCCGUGCGGCCCCCCAACAAUGGCCGGGCCUGCGCGGACAACCCUCUCGAGGAGGAGUACCUGGCCCAGCUGCAGGAGGCCAAGGAGUACUAGUGGGCGGGGGGCGGCUGUGCUCCAGAACUUUCCUUGCAGCCCCCUCACCCUGCCUCUGCCCAGGUCUGGUGAGGCCAGGCUGGUGCCCCGAGCCCUCUGCCUUUGAACCUGAGGCAGGGAGGUGAGCAGCCCGGCUGCCGCCCUGGGGAAGGGAAGAAGGCUGAGAUGGGUAUAGGGCCCAGGCUGAGAGGAGGAGCCUGCCCCCAAGGCCCCCCAGGGUGCUGGGAAAUGUGUGUAUGUGGGGGCCUCUCUCCUGCCCGCUAGGAGGCGCUGUCCCAGCCUGGCCACCCAUUUUCCUUCCUCUCCUCCAAGCCGGGCCCUUCUGCCCUGGCUCUGUGUGCAGCUGCGAGCGGGGCUCUCCACUCAUACCCGGAUCGAUCAGGCCGAGCAGUGAGUCACUCAGACCCCGAGCCCUGAGGGUCAGUCCUUUCAUCCCGCCCACAGCUGCCCUGGGCCCUGGCCCUCUUGCCCCAUCCCCUGCUGGGAAGGUUCUCCUCAGCUCCCAGCUGCCUUCCGUGGACCCUAGUUGAAGGCAAUGUGUGGGGCCGUAAGUGGAGGGAGGUGCUGAGGCAGCCAAGACAUGGCAGGAUCCAGGUGGGAGCGGUCAACGACUUCUGGUCCCUUUCUUUCAGACCUCUGUUCUGUCCAGGUUGAAGGUGUGUCGGGGCUGGGAGAUGGCACACUCCUGAAUGGGCACAGCAGUCAAGCUUGGGGUAGCUCAGGACCCGCCCAGGAGGAUGUUAUGUGCAGGCUGAUUAGGUAGAUCAUUUCUCCAGGCCAUGGGGAGAGGAGGGGCAGCCCCGGUUUGUAGCAUUUGGGCAAUUUCUGUGGUGUAAACAUUCCCACUGGGGCCCACUUCAAGCUCCCAAGGUGAUGUCAUUGAAUGCACUGAGCUCAGAGAUGCAGGGGAUCAGCUCUCGCGCCUCUUGCCUCUUUCCUGCCUCCCCUCCCUCCCCCACCCCAACACUUCCUUGCUGAGGUCUCUGUUCACCAAAGCCUCCAAAAGGUAGGGGACUUCAGUCUUGGCCCCUAGACAGCUGACCUGAAGCUCUCUGGGAGCCUUGGCAAUAAAGCACUUUAUUUUCAAA
Phacochoerus africanus (Common warthog) is the source of this 2526-nucleotide messenger RNA. It is a transcript of the gene ISM2, whose product is annotated as isthmin 2. Lineage: Eukaryota; Metazoa; Chordata; Mammalia; Artiodactyla; Suidae. The record is from RefSeq and is a predicted model, not a curated record. The coding region runs from base 170 to 1438 and encodes 422 amino acids. The transcript is spliced from 4 exons.